UCCUCUUUCUCUCUCUCUUCUUUCUUCUCCCAUCUGCGAAAGCCGAGGGAGAGACUUUCUUGGGUCAUGCAAUUCGGAUCCCCUGGAUCCGACUCCCAGUCUCGAUUCCUUCAUAAACAUACCACCAUAUUUUUUCCGAUCUAAUUUUUGGAACCCAAGAAGGAAGAUCCGAUGACGCGUCGUUGCUCUCAUUGUAGUCAUAAUGGGCACAACUCUCGGACCUGCCCCAACCGCGGGGUCAAGCUCUUCGGGGUCCGAUUGACUGACGGGUCGAUCCGGAAGAGCGCCAGUAUGGGAAAUCUCAGCCACUACGCCGGGUCGGCUUCUGGCACCCAUAAUGGAAAUGGGUCGAACAACCCUGGCUCGCCUGGUGAGGGUCCGGAUCACGGCGACGGCUACGCCUCCGAGGAUUUUGUUCCCGGCUCUUCGUCGAGUCGCGAGCGAAAGAAAGGUGUUCCAUGGACGGAAGAGGAGCACAGGAUGUUUCUACUUGGGCUGCAGAAGCUCGGCAAAGGUGAUUGGCGUGGAAUCUCACGCAACUAUGUUAUAUCAAGGACACCCACCCAAGUGGCCAGCCAUGCUCAGAAAUAUUUCAUUCGGCAAACCAACAUGUCUAGGAGAAAAAGACGUUCAAGCUUGUUUGAUAUUGUAGCUGACGAACCAGUUGACAAUACAGUGGUCUCACAUGACUUAACUCCCAACAUUGCCCCAGUGGAAACACAGAGCAGCAAUCCAUUACCUCCUCCUCCUGCCUUGGAUGAAGAGUGUGAAUCAAUGGAUUCUACAAAUUCCAAUGAUGGAGAACCUGUUCCUCCAAAGCAAGAUAACUCACAAUCCUGUUACCCAGUAAUAUAUCCUGCUUAUUUCUCACCAUACUUUCCAUUUUCUUUUCCAUUUUGGCCUGGAUAUAAUACGGAGCCAGCAAAGAAAGAAACACAUGAAGUCUUGAGGCCAACUGCAGUGCAUUCAAAGAGCCCAAUCAAUGUUGAUGAACUGGUUGGCAUGUCAAAACUCAGCUUGGGAGAUCAAUUGGUCAUAAUGUCUAAUGAUUUGCUAUCUCGAUUCUUGUCUUCACAAGUCGUAUUUGAGAACCUAAAAGUGUAG
This is a messenger RNA of Carica papaya (papaya), 1104 nucleotides long. Lineage: Eukaryota; Viridiplantae; Streptophyta; Magnoliopsida; Brassicales; Caricaceae. The record is from RefSeq and is a predicted model, not a curated record.